CUGCUGUUCAGUAGGAACAUGGGUCUCUUUUUUUUGAAAAGAAAAAAAAGCAGAAAAGGAACAUCUUGACAGUCUGUUAUCAUAGAAAGGUGCAAAAGUAGCAAGCAGAGAGGGGGGAAUAAGAACUCGAUCCUGCACUCGAAAUAUGCACUGGGAAAAAUCUUCUGCAGCUGAGCAACUGCCUCCACCGCGCCCCUACCAAGGCGUCCGCGUGAAAGAGCCGGUGAAGGAACUUCUCAAGAGGAAGCGCGGCGGCAUUCAGAAUGCGAACCUGGCAGCGGCGGCCACAACGGUGUUUUUUCCCCAUCAGCCACUCCCACCCUACUCACCCACUGGCCAGGUCUGCAGCGAGCUGGACUUUUUCCCGUCUUCUCUGCCGGUGAUGGAGGAUGGAUCGCUCUACUCAGGCUGGCUGGCCCAACCCUCGCCAGCCUCUCUCCAGCCCUUAACCCAGUGGGCUGCCUACCCGGAUUAUACAUCACACGAGGCCGUCGCCUGUCCUUAUACGACCGACAUGUACGUUCAGCCGGUGGGCCCCAGUUACACCCUUGUGGGAACUUCUUCGGUGCUGACUUACGCGUCCCAGCCGCUGAUCACAAACUUUGCGGCCAGGCCCACCUCCUCGCCGGCUGUUGUCUCCCACUUGGAUAUGAUGGACCAACAAGCUCCUCUGAGCUACUUCCCAUGGACUCAGCCCGUAUCAGCCCUUCCGGCACCUUCUUUACAGUACCAGCCAGCUCCGACCACCCUCACCGCCCCCCAGCUUGUGUCUCUUCCUCUUUCCGUCUCCGAUUCCACCCCCCACGAGCUGGAGGACGCGAGGAAGGAGAUGAGCACGCUGACCAUCGAGAAGCUGCUCCUUCAAGAGGAAAACAGCGGGACGUAUGACUUGAACAGUCUCCCCGUUGAAGGACUUUAAAACCUAACUUCCAGUCGAUAUGAAUGUGUGAAAGUUCUCACGUUUCCCUUCCUCUCCUUCUCCCUCCUUCUCUUUCUCUCUCGGAUGUGAAAUCCAGCUUGUCUUAUGUUGAGUCUCUUCCCAGCAUCUCAAAAGUGUCCUAUUAAACACAACUAAUGAUAUCCA
Molecule: messenger RNA, 1084 nt
Organism: Pogona vitticeps (central bearded dragon)
Lineage: Eukaryota; Metazoa; Chordata; Lepidosauria; Squamata; Agamidae
Gene: POU2AF1
Product: POU class 2 homeobox associating factor 1
Biological process (GO): positive regulation of transcription by RNA polymerase II
Cellular component (GO): RNA polymerase II transcription regulator complex
Molecular function (GO): POU domain binding; transcription coactivator activity; DNA binding
Source: RefSeq, a predicted model, not a curated record